This is a messenger RNA of Symbiodinium pilosum, 621 nucleotides long. NCBI's taxonomy places the organism in Eukaryota, Dinophyceae, Suessiales, Symbiodiniaceae. The record is from the annotation of a GenBank genome assembly.
AUGAGGCCUACAAGCAUUUGUUUGCUCCUGGCCGUCUUUUACAGCUUCCGCAGUGCAGAGGCACAGACCGACCACGACGAUCACGACGGCCAUUCGCAUGGCGAUGAGGGUGGAUCCUUUGAGUGGGCAGGCAUCUUCGAAACACCGCUGAGCACCUAUCUUUGGACAGCACAGAAGGUGGACGGUGCCUACGUUGAUCCUGCAAUGAAGUUGGUGGCUUUGCCAGCCACCACGUUGACCCAACAGGGCCUGCACGAUAUGGAGACGCAGGGAAAGGCAGCCAUGGAGACGACUUGCACAGAUGUCACAUCUGGAGGCGCUACGAUCAAGCAUACAAACUCGGGUCAAGCCGCAAACCGCAAUCAUAGUUUUAAUUUUAUGGAUGCUGAUGCUCGUGAUGCCGUUGCUGGUGCAUCUGCUGCCGGUGGUCUUGGCGACGGCGGUGGUGGUGGCGGCGGGGUAGUUGUGCUGGCGCUGGCGCUGCUGCUGGGUUGCUGGUGUCUGGUGUGCUGUUGCUGGCGCUUAUGGCGACGAUGCUGCUGGUGCUGUGUACUAGUAGUACUAGUAGUACUAGUAGUACUAGUAGUAGUAGUAGUAGUAGUAGUAGUACCAGUAGUAUAG